This is a messenger RNA of Musa acuminata subsp. malaccensis (wild Malaysian banana), 2613 nucleotides long. RefSeq names its product probable galacturonosyltransferase 4. The record is from RefSeq and is a predicted model, not a curated record. Gene Ontology annotation, molecular function: polygalacturonate 4-alpha-galacturonosyltransferase activity. NCBI's taxonomy places the organism in Eukaryota, Viridiplantae, Streptophyta, Magnoliopsida, Zingiberales, Musaceae.
CCGUAAGCGCUCCCCAUCUCGUUUCGUGGCUGCUUCAGCCCUCGACGAGAGGCCGGAAGCGGUUCCCGUCGGCGCCUCCCUCUCCUGCUCGUCCUUGCUGUUGGGGGCAGCGGAGGGAAGAGGGUGGGUGGUGGCGUGUCUUGAGCGAGGCUUUCCCGGCGGAGGAUGAGCGGCGGCUGAAGAUGACGAGGAGGAGACUCGUUCUGGCCUUGCUCUGCCUCACGGUCCUCUCGCCCAUCGUUCUUUACACCGAUCGGCUCUCUGCAUCCUCCAAUCCCAGCUCAAACAAUGAGGUCGGGGAUGAGGCUUCCAGUCUGAGCUUUGGGACUUCCGACGCCGGGGAACUGCGCGCGCUUGCGCAGGUAGCACUGGAAUUCUCUCCCAAGUUUUCUGCCUCCGUUCGUCUUUUGGAUCUCAGAGUUCCGGAGUUGACGAAUUCUGUGAAGGAGCCAAUAGGAGUCGUAUACUCCGAUAAUUCAAACAAUUCCAAUCAGAUUCUGACGACUCCGGAGGAUGGAUCGAAAGACUCAACCGCCAAAGAACUGCCAUUGGGGAAAUCUGAGGAGCACAAGAGCAGAGUUCUGUCGGCUGCAGUAGAUGAGAGGAGUUUGCCAGAGGAGGGAGUGAUCAAGGAAGUGACCGAUGGGGUGACUGGAAACAAUAGUUUAGAGAAGCCUGAGUCAGUGGAAGAGAACAAGGAGGAAACAGGAUCUCAACAUACUAUUCCAAUUACUGUUCCAGAAAAAGAGGAAAACAAAUCUGAAGAGAAAGUUAAACAGGUGCCUCCCAGGAACAAUACAGAAAAAUAUCAUAUAGUUCCUAGCGAGAAAAAGAGCAGCAGCACAACAAUUCCUGAUGCUAGGGUCAGGCAACUCAAGGAUCAGUUAAUUCGUGCAAAGGUUUAUCUCAGCAUCGGGCCCAUUCGAUCGAAUCCUCACUUUGUAAGGGAGUUACGUUUACGUAUAAAGGAUGUUCAGCGUGCCCUUGGGGAUGCAACCAAGGAUUCUGAUCUGCCAAGAAAUGCAUAUGAGAGACUGAAGGCGAUGGAGCUAACUUUGGCGAAAGGCAAGCAGAUCCAAGAUGAUUGUGCUGCUGUUGUAAAGAAGCUCCGUGCUAUGGUUCACUCCAGCGAGGAACAGUUACGAGUUCAUAAGAAACAGUCAUUGUUUCUAGCACAACUUGCUGCAAAGACCAUUCCCAAAGGUCUACAUUGUCUUCCUUUAAGGCUUUCUGCCGAGUACUUCUCUAUGAACUCUAGCCAGCGGCAGUUCCCAUAUGAAGAAAAACUUGAAGACCCUGACCUCUUUCACUAUGCUUUGUUUUCGGACAAUGUGUUGGCUACAGCAGUGGUGGUGAACUCAACUGUAUCUAAUGCUAAGAACCCAGCAGAUCAUGUUUUCCACAUUGUAACUGACAGACUGAACUAUGCAGCUAUGAGGAUGUGGUUUUUAGCUAACCCACCUGGAAAAGCUGCCAUUCAAGUUCAGAACAUUGAAGAAUUUACAUGGCUAAAUGACAGCUAUAGUCCAGUGUUGAAACAGCUGAGGUCACAGUCCAUGAUCGACUAUUACUUCAGGACUCAUCAUGCUACUGCAAACUCUGAUGCAAACCUGAAGUACAGAAACCCAAAGUACCUAUCCAUCUUAAAUCACCUGCGAUUUUACCUACCCGAGGUAUUUCCAAAGCUGCACAAAGUGGUGUUUUUAGAUGAUGAUGUUGUCGUACGGAGAGACCUGACUGGCCUUUGGGAGAUCAAUAUGAAAGGAAAAGUCAAUGGUGCAAUUGAGACAUGUGGACAAAGCUUUCACCGUUUUGAUAAGUAUCUUAAUUUCUCAAAUCCUCUUAUUGCCAAGAGAUUCAAUCCUCGUGCUUGUGGUUGGGCGUACGGAAUGAAUGUGUUUGAUUUGGACGAGUGGCGGAAGCAGAAGGUUACUGAAGUUUAUCACUACUGGCAGAAUCUGAAUAUUGAUAGACAACUAUGGAAAUUGGGAAGUCUUCCUCCUGGUUUAAUAACAUUCUACAACCGUACACUUUCCAUCGAUCGUCGGUGGCAUGUUUUGGGCCUUGGGUAUAACCCACAUGUAGACCACAAGGAUAUUGAGCAAGCAGCAGUCAUCCACUACAAUGGAAACAUGAAGCCUUGGCUGGAUAUUGGCAUACCUCAGUAUCGUGGCUAUUGGUCUAAGAAUGUAGAUUACAAUCACAUUUUCCUACGGGAAUGCAACAUCAAUCCUUGAGACUGGACAUGGUUCUCAGAUAUUUUCCGACCCACUUUCCAUGUAUCUUUUGAGGUUCUUUCUUGUUUUCCUUCUCAGCACCGAAUUAAAACUGCUCAGCUCGAUUUUGCUCGAAUUUUCUCGAUAGCCUCGUAUUCAUUGUAGCUUUUCUUGUUCCCAUGGUUUUAGUAUCUGCACAAAUGCUGUCCUACUGUAUAUGCUUCGUUACUAAUAUUAGGCAUCAGGGAUUACAUCAUGGGAUACUUUUUUUUUUGUUUUCCUUCCAAAGUUUUCAUGUAAUAUAAACUUGUGUUGUAGCACUUUCAUGUAAAACCACUGUAUGCCCAAUUGUUUCAAUUGGCUUCAGAUUUAAUUGCAAUGGAUUUCUUUCUCAUCA